CGCGGCGCAGGGGCUUAAGAGGCCGUCUCAACUCCUGCUCGUGCCGCUUCCGCUGCGCGGCCUUCACCGUGAGCUCGAGAUGUUGCCGCUGCUGCCCCAGCUCCGCCGCGCCCUGCUCUCCGGCCCCUGGCGGGCGGGGCUUCGAUGGCAGCAUGCUGCCUCAGUGAAGGUGACCAAUGAGCCUGUCUUGGCAUUCAACCCAGGCAGCCCUGAGCGAAAAGCCUUGCAGCAGGCCUUGAAGGACCUGAAGGAUAAGACAGAAGCCAUUCCAUGUAUCAUUGGGGAUGAAGAAGUGUGGACCUCAGAUGUGCAAUACCAAGUGUCGCCAUUUAACCAUGGGCACAAGGUGGCCAAAUACUGCUAUGCCGACAAGGCCCUACUCAACAAAGCCAUUGAAGCUGCCCUGGCUGCUCGAAAGGAGUGGGACCUGAGGCCCAUCUCAGAUCGGGCACAGAUCUUUCUGAAAGCUGCAGACAUGCUGAGUGGUCCCCGAAGGGCAGAGAUCCUUGCCAAGACCAUGAUUGGGCAGGGCAAGACUGUGAUCCAGGCCGAGUUUGACGCCGCUGCUGAGCUCAUCGACUUUUUCCGAUUCAAUGCCAAGUUUGCCAUGGAGCUGGAGGGUGAGCAGCUUGUCAGUGUCCCUCCCAGCACCAACAGAGUGGUCUACCGAGGCCUGGAGGGCUUCGUGGCAGCCGUCUCUCCCUUUAACUUCACAGCGAUUGGAGGCAACCUCGCUGGGACUCCAGCUUUGAUGGGCAACGUAGUGUUGUGGAAGCCCAGCGACACGGCUAUUCUGGCCAGCCACGCUGUGUACAGAGUCCUCCGAGAGGCCGGUCUCCCCCCAAACAUUAUCCAGUUUGUCCCGGCUGACGGGCCCGUCUUCGGGGAUACUGUCACCAGCUCAGAACACUUCUGCGGGCUCAAUUUCACUGGCAGCGUGCCCACCUUUAAACGCCUAUGGAAGCAGGUGGCAGACAACUUGGAUCGUUACCGUACCUUCCCACGUAUGUCAGGAGAGUGCGGCGGGAAGAACUUCCAUUUCAUCCACAGCUCAGCGGAUGUGGCCAGUGUGGUGAACGGGACACUGCGCUCCGCCUUCGAGUAUGGCGGUCAGAAGUGUUCGGCCUGCUCGCGCCUCUAUGUCCCAGACUCAAUGUGGCCCAAGGUCAAAGAGCAACUUCUGCAGGAGCACAGCAAGAUGCGAGUGGGAGAUCCUGUGGAGGAUUUUGGAACAUUCUUCUCCGCUGUCAUUGAUGCCAAGUCUUUUGGACGCAUUAAGAAAUGGCUGGAGCAUGUCCAGUCCUCACCCAACCUCAGCAUCCUGGCUGGGGGCCAGUGUGAUGACUCUGUGGGCUACUUUGUCCAGCCCUGCAUCGUGGAGAGCAAGGACCCACAAGACCCCAUCCUGAAGGAGGAGAUCUUUGGCCCCAUCCUGACUGUCUACGUGUACCCAGAACGCCAGUACAAAGAGACUCUUCGGCUGGUGGACAGCACCUCCCCCUACGGCCUCACGGGGGCAGUGUUUGCUCAGGAUAAGAACAUCAUUGACGAGGCCACGAAAAUACUGAGGAACGCAGCUGGCAACUUUUACAUUAAUGACAAGUCCACGGGUGCAGUGGUGGGUCAGCAGCCUUUUGGGGGCUCCCGUGUGUCAGGCACGAAUGACAAGCCAGGUGGCCCCCAUUAUGUCCUCCGCUGGACCUCACCCCAGGUCAUCAAGGAGACUCAUGCUCCCCUUGGGGACUGGAAGUAUUCCUACAUGCAGUGAGCCAUGGGGGCUAGCUCCUCAUCCGUUCAAGCUACUGACCAGUUGUCUGCCUACACUGUUAGUUCCUGAUCUCCUCUCACCUUUCUCUGCCCCAGGGCCGAGACUCUGGGUAGUGAUGUCAGAUCGUGCACACGCACACACCUACUCCCACUUGCCUGCCAGUUCUCCUAGCUCAGGUCAUGGAAGCUGCCAUCUUGUAUGAGCCUGAGAAGGCGCCUCAGGAAGGUGGCUGAAGCUGGUGUUGGAUUGUCCUUCUCUGCCCUUCCUGAGGUUGUGUCAGCUCUUUGCACAUACGCCCCCCCCCCCACCCCCAUAGGGUUUUAUCCUCCAGGGCAGACACAGACUUGCCUCUUCCUGUCCCUUAAGGACAGUCAUUCAGUUUCACCAGAGCCUUAAGAACUGAAGGGGAAGGGUUCCUUUUCCGUCCAUCUCAGAAAAUCACCUUUAGCCAUGGGUUCUCAGUGCAGGCUGCCUUGCCUGCCUUGUUUCUCUCUCAUUCUCGAUCUUUUUCUCUCAUGUAUGGGCACAUGUUUGUGUGUCGGUGAAAGUAGAGCGUCCUUCCCUGCUCUCUGUAGGUGCUUUCCUAAUCUGCCUUAAGCCCACCCGGAUGGGACCAAGACCAGGGAUCUGCCCCCUCAGACAUUCUGGUGGCUGGGUCCAUAUAACUCUUUACUCUGGGUGCAUACUAAGAAAUAGCCUGAGGGGUUCAGCUAGCUCCUUCCUUUUCUCUCCUAUGAUUUGGGGGUGAAGGAGGGAUGAAAUGGGGGGCUAUAUAGUUUCAGCCUUAUGCCUGAUCUCCUGUUAGCUGGAGUUUAACUUAUGAUCCUUGUGGUUCCUGGGGCAGCACUUCCAAAGAUGCCAGGUUCCAGCCAUCUCAGACCCUGAGAUGUGUUCACCCAUGGGGAUGGAGAAGCCUGGAAUGUGCCUGUGGGGAGUAGGUCCAAUAUAACCUUCCCAACCUGUCUAACUCCCAAGAUCCACUUGGAAUGUUCUAGACUUUCAAAUGCAGACCACUCAUCUGACCCUGGGGAAUCACUUCAUCUCUCUGUGCCUUGGUUUCCUCACCAGAUAAUUACCGAUUAUCCCUGUAUUCAUUUGAGGCAUAUGAUUGGUCCCCUACCUGAAGGGUUCCCACAGUAGAUCAGAGUGGAUCUUGAGCUGGGGAUUUGGGCUACACUGAUCCUAGGGGAGGAGUGGCUGUCUUGGGGCACAAUGGAAAAGUCAACUGAAGGGCCUGAGAACACAACUGCUCCUCCUAAUGUUUGCCAUCUUUCUCUGGGAUUGUACUUAGACAUCACUAGCACAAGUCAACCUGCAAUUUACGUUGGCCCUUGAGGGGGAGAGGGGGCUCCUGUUGUUUUUGCUUCAAGCACAUUUAGGUUUUUCUGUGGUGGAGGUGGAAUGUAAGGAGAGCAGGGGGUCGACUCAGAGAGGCUUCCCUUGUUCUGAACUGUGAUGUGGAGCAUGGGUAUGUACUGGAGACUACCUGCUGCCUAAUAAAAUUCUUGGUAUUUAUGCAA
This is a messenger RNA of Trichosurus vulpecula (common brushtail), 3288 nucleotides long. RefSeq names its product aldehyde dehydrogenase 4 family member A1 (gene ALDH4A1). The transcript is spliced from 15 exons. NCBI's taxonomy places the organism in Eukaryota, Metazoa, Chordata, Mammalia, Diprotodontia, Phalangeridae. The record is from RefSeq and is a predicted model, not a curated record. Bases 80 to 1768 code for a protein of 562 amino acids. Gene Ontology annotation, molecular function: L-glutamate gamma-semialdehyde dehydrogenase (NAD+) activity.